Molecule: messenger RNA, 686 nt
Organism: Pelagomonas calceolata
Lineage: Eukaryota; Pelagophyceae; Pelagomonadales; Pelagomonadaceae
Source: the annotation of a GenBank genome assembly
UUUGCAUCGAUAACUCGGCUAAUGCGCAGAUCCAGGGCCUAAAAAGUUGUCGGCGCAUCUAUUUGUAACGGUUGAACUACGCGACAGCGUUAAAAGGCAGCGCGGUGAGUCUGCGAGGGACUGCUCGAUCAUGCGCCGCCUGCUCCGGGCGCUGCCGCGGCGCACGCCGCGUUGCACGCGUGCCGUCCGCCGCCUCAGCAACGAUAAAUCCCUGGAGGACCUCAUCAAAAAGAAGACGGCCGCCGCCGUCGCCGCAAAUCGGCCCCCACCACAGAGCACGGCGGAAGCGCCGAAGACGGCUAUUGUGCCGCCGGACGUGGCCCACGACCUGUGCCACGAGGUGGGCUGGGAGAGUCGCCACAGUUUUGUCGACGUGCGAGGCACUGAGGCGUUCGCGCGCGGGCGACCAAAAGGCGCCGUGAACGCGCCGUUCGUCGACGGCACGCUGGACGCGGACGUGAUCCCGGCCGAGCCGGGCCGGCUCGUCGUCGGCGGCGGUUCCCAGAAGAGCGUCGCGGCGGCGGCGGAUCUGUUAAGAGCGCGCGGCUUCGACGUCAUUGCGAUGGCCGGCGGUUUCGACGCGUGGCGGGGGUUGGGGUUGCCGGUGGACGUCGACGGCGUCGUGGACGACGAGGACGACGACGACGGGGACCCGGCGACGUGGAACUAAGGGUGUCUUGUUGUGA